AUAAAUGUUGGCGUCGUCGUUGCCAAGCGUAUAACAACAUUAUCCGGGGGGAACAAGAACAUCAAUACAUCAUCACAGGAGAAACUGGUUGUGGUGGUAAUAUUAAAAAGUUUUGUGUAGCGAAACCUAAGAUUUCCGCCGAAGAAGGUCCUAUACGACCGGACAAACAGGAACGUCGCAAACCCGCAACACCACACAGAACUCAUCUAUCAAACCAAGUCAUGGAAGAAAUUAAACCUAAAUUGGCAAUAAUCGGAGCGACUGGUUACAUUGGGAAAUUUAUCACCGCUGGAUUUAUUACGGCUUUGCAUGCUAACAAGUUAUCUGAACUGCGUGUCUUAUCAACCAAGUCAUCCGAUAUCACUAAAGGAUUUGCAGAUCAAGGAGUAAAGGUACAGAUUGUGGAUUUUACAGCCACUCCCACUUUGGUGGCAGCUUUCACCGGCAUAGACAUUGUGGUAUCAACUUUGGGCACUGGGCCUGGAACGAAGGAGAGCAAAUUGGCCAUUUUGGACGCACUUGCUGCAUCUAAAGUGAAAAUUUACUUUCCAUCUGAAUUUGGGACGAACCAUUAUGAUCGUUGCAAAAAUUAUCAGCACGAUGUGUUCGAAGCGAAAAAGGAUCACUUCCGGCAAGCACAAGCUAAAGGGAUCAAAACCAUUGCACUCCUAUGCUCACUAAUUAUGGAAUCAUCCUUUGGAAAAUGGUUCGGAUUGGACACAGCGGCUGAAGUGUGGACUUUAGUUGGCAAGGGGGAGACCCCUGUUGCUGUGUGUGCAGAAGGUGACAUUGGUCAUUUUGCAGUAGAAGCUGCACUGAAAGCAUUCAAGGAUCCCACAAACUUCCCAGAUUUUGUGGAAGUUUACAGUGAUAUGAAAACCAUGAAGGAAUAUGCCCAAGCAUUCGAUAACGUGGCGGGUCGAUCUACGAAACUGGAAUUUACUCCAAUGGAACAAGCUUUGGCUCAUUAUGAGUCAACUCACCAUCAGUUUGAAUAUCUUUUGCAAAUCCUGUUUGAAGAAGGGGCAUUUGAUUGUAGUGAUGCCAAGAAUAAGGGUAACGAACUUCUCAAUCCUGGGGAGCUUGUCUGGAAACUUAAAAAAAUUGAAGAGUAUGCUCAAGAAACGCAAGGGAGACCCUGGAAAGAUUUUUCGUAAUGACGAAUGAUGAGCAAGUAAUUCCUAAAUCUGUCUUUGCUGUUAUUACCGAAAUUUAAAUGCAAUAUCUGAAACAAUACAGGUUCAUAGGUGUUACAUACAAAAAAUACUAACAAUAAAAAAUAAAUUUAAAUUGACACAUUA
This is a messenger RNA of Folsomia candida, 1301 nucleotides long. Its product is annotated as isoflavone reductase-like protein. NCBI's taxonomy places the organism in Eukaryota, Metazoa, Arthropoda, Collembola, Entomobryomorpha, Isotomidae. The coding region runs from base 222 to 1157 and encodes 311 amino acids. The transcript is spliced from 2 exons. The record is from RefSeq and is a predicted model, not a curated record.